AUGUCUCACUUAAAGCUUCAUGGUACUUGGUGCCUGGACAAAAACAUAUCCGAUGAUCCUGAUGCAAUUCUCAACCUGCAAGGGGUGAGUUGGUUGGUUCGGAAGGCUAUUCGAGCGGCGAGCAUGAAGCUCACCGUGACGUUCCGAUCCGAGUCAAUGGAAUUUGUCAUGCACACCAUGCUGACAGGCGGUCUCACUGGAUCUUCUGAAACUCGAAUCCCGGAUUGGGUUGAAAGACUCCACAAGGAUAACAUAUUUGGUGAUGUCCUUGUUCGUUGCCGUUUCGUCCCCGGCGAAUUGGAUGCCGGGGGCAAUAAGUGGCCACAGUUCGACAUGCAAUCGACUUUUUACCGAGAGCCGGAUAGGAUUGAAGCUGAAGAGUUUCUCAAGAAUUUUACAUCCUCUGUGGUCCCUGCGCAAGAAAAAGAGGGGAGGAAGGACAGUUUCCUGCACGAUUUCGUGAGGAAUGAGAGCGCGGGAUGGACCGCAGAGCAGGUGUGGGGUCUUGACUAUAUAGGUUCUCAAAAGUGCCUGAAAAGAAGAAUCGUCGUCACAGGAGGUGGCAAAUAUGAGACCGCAGUCUUUGUAUAUAGAUUUGUCGAAUAG
Messenger RNA from Aspergillus terreus NIH2624, 606 nucleotides. RefSeq lists its product as uncharacterized. NCBI's taxonomy places the organism in Eukaryota, Fungi, Ascomycota, Eurotiomycetes, Eurotiales, Aspergillaceae. The transcript has 4 exons. The coding region runs from base 1 to 606 and encodes 201 amino acids. The record is from RefSeq and is a predicted model, not a curated record.